AGUAUUUGAGUGGUGCUAAGCCGUUACUGGAACCAUUAAGAAAGAGCUGUAUCGAGGGUUUAGACCGGUUGUAAAUAGGUAUAUAGAUUCAAUAUACUCGAUUCAUUGGUCAAACCCCGGAAAAAUGUCAUGGAAGGAUCUUAUUUUUUCCAGGCGUAUAAAUAGAACAAACCCCGAUAAACCGUUGAGUAAAACAAUGGACGUUGGGCUGGACGGUUUGGGGCCGGACUAUGAAAUGGGAAGUAUAAAAGGAGUCCAUGAACCGGUGAGUUUAUCGAAUAUUCAUUACAAACCACUAUACCAAUACAAAGCAAAAUGUUAAGAGUCGCUGCUGAUAAAACCGAAUUUAAAUAUGAUCAACUGGAUAAAAUCAUCAUGUAUGAUUUAGCCUUCAGUCCAUAUCCUUCAAGAGUUCAUAUUGCUUUAUAUGAAAAGGGAUUACACGAUUUAGUUGAAACCAAGACUGUUGAUUUUUUCAAAGGAGAAAAUAAACAAGAAUGGUUUAAACAAAAAAAUUACUCUACUAGUUUACCAGUCUUUGAAUUCAAAGAUGGUAGUUGUUUAUCUGAAACCAUAUCCAUGAUUGAGUUUAUUGACAGGUUGGGUGAACCAACCUUGACUGGGUUCAAUAUGAUGGAACAAUCAGUUAUUUCAAUGAUGACUAGAAAAGUUGAAAAUGAAAUCUUGGGUGCUUUUGUUCAGUAUUUCCGUAAUGCACAAGAAAACCCCCAAUUUGCUGAAACCCAAAAGACCAAGGUUUUAGAUGGGCUCAAGUACGUUGAUGGGAUCUUGAGUGCCAAUGAGUAUGUUUGCGGGGAUAGAUUUACCCAAGCAGAUAUUGCGUUGGUUGGUGCUUUUAUUCUUGCUGAUAUGAUCAAGUUUGAAGUUCCAAAACACCAAGCUUUAUGGAAAUGGUACACCAAGGUUUGUGAACGUCCAAGUAUCAAGACCCACUACCAAGCCACCAACAAGCAAUUACCUCAAUAAAUAGUUAUAUAAACAGCUUAUAUAUACACGUUCUUAUCACGUAUUAGCGAAAAAAAUGUCAGUAAACGAUGUAUAUCGUAUUAAGCCGUAUUAUGGUUAUACGGUGAAUGUACAUAAACGCGUGAAAUUUCC
This is a messenger RNA of Hyphopichia burtonii NRRL Y-1933, 1119 nucleotides long. RefSeq names its product glutathione S-transferase family protein. The coding region runs from base 316 to 987 and encodes 223 amino acids. The record is from RefSeq and is a predicted model, not a curated record. The transcript has a single exon. Lineage: Eukaryota; Fungi; Ascomycota; Pichiomycetes; Serinales; Debaryomycetaceae. Gene Ontology annotation, cellular component: cytoplasm.